Osmerus eperlanus (European smelt) is the source of this 2230-nucleotide messenger RNA. RefSeq lists its product as uncharacterized. Lineage: Eukaryota; Metazoa; Chordata; Actinopteri; Osmeriformes; Osmeridae. Bases 347 to 1582 code for a protein of 411 amino acids. The transcript is spliced from 6 exons. The record is from RefSeq and is a predicted model, not a curated record. Gene Ontology annotation, biological process: regulation of extrinsic apoptotic signaling pathway.
UCAUAUAGUUUAUUCGGUAACAGUCAUUAUAUUACCACGUAGGCUAUAAUUUUGAAACAGAUGUUGUAGCCCAACUUACACUAGUGUAAGACUACUCGCGUCUAUUUCUCGGAAAUGUAGAAUGGGCAAUGAACUUACAAUAUCGCAUUUCCUUGUUCAGACAAGUCGUAAAUGUUUUCCAAGUUUUGCAUUAGUAAGCCUAACUUUACAAGGUACUCAAUGAGAUUCAAACUCACCGAGAUAUUGUAGCAGGUAAAUCAUAAAACUUGUGGACAGGCUGCAUAGUGUACGACCGGUAUAAGUAGCUUCGUGAUAUUCAGGCAUAGCCCACAGCACAGUUUCUAUCAUGGAGCAAACAAACCAGGACAGGCUGCAUGACAGUCAGCUGAUUUACGUUAGCCGGAAGGACACUACCCGGCUUCUGGAGGUGUACGUGAAGCGUAGCAUCAGCCUGAAUGAUGGCACAGCACCUAGACAGAGAGACAAGCUAAAUAACUGGACGUCGAUCAGACACAGAAAAGUCCGCCGAUAUUCCAGUGACUCCUCCUGCAUUUUGAGUUUGCAUGAUGAACCGAAGGUCUCGGUUGAAGCCCCCGUCACCCUCUCCAACCAGUCAGUGGACCAGAAGAAGGAGAAGCCACGCAAGAUGCGCAAAAAGGACACGCUGAAGAAACUGAUGUCUUUUACAGACAAAAGGAGUAGCAGACAACCCAGUGAAAUCUCCACACAGUUCAGCACACACGACAACGCAGUUUUCAAACCGGAGGCCGUCGACGAAGUUCCCUUUGCGCAGACUAACAAGUCGUUGGACACGGAGAAGCCACGGAAAGCGGCCAAGAAGAGCAAGAAGAAGCACUCGUUAUGGAAAAGUUUUGUGGGUUUCUUCACAGGGAAGGAUCCCCAGCAAAAAGAAGACUCGGCGCCCAGCCCCGACGCCCUAGCUAAUCCGACACCGUUUCCGGAGAUGCCUACACCCACAGGUGGAUUAUGCCUGCCGCUGGCCCAGCCCGGUACCUCCACAUCCACCAGAAGAAGAAAAUCAAAAAAACGGUCUUCCAAGAAAAGGCUCUCGUUUGGAAGAUCAUUUCGGAAAGAUGGCAUCACCAACAUUGAAUCUGUUGCCAGUUUGGUACCUCCUGAUUCCUACUAUGAGAAAGUGACAGACGAACUGGAGAGGAUUGUACAAGAAGUCCAAGACACAGACGAGAAGCUUACAAAUGAGGAUGUUAUUGACAGAAUCGUUGCUCUGAUGAAGCACGAAGGGGAUGCCAUAGACAACAAGCUGAAGGAAAACUCCAGAAUCAGCCCUUUCUUCAAGACCAUGACGUACAGCUCCUUCCAGCUCCUGGCUGACAGCUACGUAGACACAGAGAGCCCCAGCAUGCCUGGCCAGCGCCCUGUCCCCAACACUGCCCCGGAGCUGGUCAAGCUGGCCUUCACGCUGGACUUCACUGCCCGGGUGGCCAGCCUCUCCAGACACUCCAACCACAUCAUGGGCCUGGGCAGCCGCUACCUUGAUGAACGUUUCUCCUACACCACGCAGGCUGUCCCAGAUCAUGCGGUGACAAGCGAUUGUGAGUGAGGACGUAUAAAUGAAGAUCAACUGUCGGAUUUGGCCUCUAGACCCGUGAUAAUGGAACUAUGUGUGGACUUGGAAAACGCAAACCAUGACGACGACCUUUUAACCUAAACAUAGAUAUAAAGCAUCCGUCAAUCAACAGAAAAUCCCCAGUUAUGAAGUCACGGGUCUACUUCAUUUAAAGUAGAGAGCCUGCUGUUUAUUCAACUGUAAUCCCCCUGUAAAGAAUGGACUGUAAAUAAUGACCCAUCUAAGAUGGCUCAAUAUUGACUUUACAGACAACCUCAAUCAGCGAACCAUGUCAGAGGACCUAUAUGUAUCCACCUAUGCAUGGACUGGAUGGGUUUACAGUGAAUGCAUUUGACAGCACUUAUCAGUACACUAACUUCACAUAAUCCAGUGAAGAAAAAGCUAAAAAAUAUGUAUGUGUAGCCUUUUUAAUAUAUAGUAUUUAAAAAGUACUUAAAAAGUACUUAAUGUUGUUGAAUUCAACUCAAUCCAGUCACCAUUUGACAUGAAACUGGAUAAAAAUGUAAAAUAAAUAUAAAUAGUAUAUGUAGUAAAACAAGAUGUGCAUGCAGGCAUUCACAUAUUGUUUGUAAAAAUGUAUGGUUUCUAUAUUUGUUACUUUUAUUAAAUUAGUUUAAUUUA